Molecule: messenger RNA, 606 nt
Organism: Microthlaspi erraticum
Lineage: Eukaryota; Viridiplantae; Streptophyta; Magnoliopsida; Brassicales; Brassicaceae
Source: the annotation of a GenBank genome assembly
AUGGGAUGUGUUUGCAGUAAGCAGUUAGGAGCAACAAGGCAUGAAGACAUUUCGCUUCUUGCUUCUCAAACCUUUUUUAGUGAGGCUGAGGUUGAAGCUCUGCAUGAAUUGUUCAUCAAACUCACUUCUUGUCUCAACAACGACAAGUUUGUGACCAAAGAAGACUUUCAACUCAUCUUAGUCAAAGACAACGAGAGACGUAGUCUUUCUGCAGAACGGAUUUUCGGAUUGUUCGAUAUGAGAAACGAUGGGGCUAUAGAUUUUGGAGAGUUUGUACACUCUCUCAACAUUUUUCACCCAAACUCGUCACAGAGAGAUAAAGCCAUAUUUGCAUUUCGAUUAUACGAUACUCGUCAGAAUGGAUUCAUUGAACCGGAAGAGGUGAAAGAGAUGAUAGUAGAUGUUCUUGAAGAAUCAGAACUUAUGCUAGCAGAGAGUACCAUCGACUCUAUUGUGUCUAAGACAUUUGAAGAGGCGGAUUGGAAAAAAGAUGGGAAAAUAGAUUUGGAAGAAUGGGAGAAAUUUGUGGCCACCUAUCCUUUGACGCUCAAGAACAUGACCAUCCCUUUUUUGAAGGAUAUACCAAGGACAUUUCCUAGACAUUGA